UCUCCUCUCCAGCUCUACUUCACAAUGUGGAUGCGUGACAUGAUUCAGGGAAUUGACUCAAAGAGUGUGCUGCUCUUUAUUUUUGUUCUUCUCCUCGUGAUGUACUGUCUGAAUAAAAACUGUCCACCUCACUUUCCUCCAGGACCACCGGCUCUCCCUUUUUUAGGAAAUGUCUUCAGCAUCGAUGCCAAACAACCUCACAUUUAUCUAACUAAGCUCGCUGACGUUUAUGGGAAUGUGUUUUGCAUCCAUCUGGGAAGAGACAAAACCGUGUUUGUGUCUGGGUACAAGAUGGUGAAGGAAGCCUUAGUGGUGCAGGCUGAGAACUUUGUGGACCGGCCGUCCAGCCCCAUGGUAACUAGACUUUACUCUGGAAACUCAGCUGGUCUUUUCUUCAGUAAUGGGAAGGUGUGGAGGACACAUCGACAAUUCGCCAUGGCAGCAGUACGCACGUUUGGUCUGGCCAAGAGCUCCAUGGAGCAGAACAUCUGUGAAGAAAGUCGACACCUGCAGGAGGCGAUGGAGAAGGCGAAAGGCGAGCUGUUUGACCCCGUACCGCUCUUAAACAAUGCCGUGGCCAACAUCAUCUGCCAGAUUGUGUUUGGGCGGCGCUUUGACUAUGAGCACCAUCGUUUCCAGGCCAUGCUGCAGAGUCUUAUUCAGAUGGCCUACCUAGAAGGCUCCAUAUGGGCUCUACUAUAUGAGGCAUUUCCUGUACCAAUGAAACUCCUGCCAGGGCCUCACAACGCCAUCUUCAGCCAUUGCCAGACCUUACAGGCAUUCAUUAGAGACGAGAUUGACACACACAAAUUGGACCUGGAUCUAGACAAUCCACGAGAUUACAUUGACUCCUUCCUCAUGAAGCAAAAAUACAACAGAAACCCUGAGCUGGGAUUUGAUGACUCCAACCUGGUUCUGUGUUGUUUGGAUCUGCUGUUGGCUGGAAGUGAAACCACAUCAAAGACCCUGCAGUGGGGCCUCCUCUACCUCAUCAAGUACCCUCACAUCCAGGGGAAAGUCCAGACAGAGAUAGACAGAGUGAUUGGACAGAACCGCCAGCCCACAAUGGCAGACAAACCCAGCCUGCCUUACACCAACGCCGUCAUCCAUGAAAUCCAGAGGAUGGGGAAUGUUGUACCUCUAAACGGACUCAGAGUGGCCACCAAAGACACAACUCUGGGAAAAUGUAUCAUACCCAAGGGAACAUCUGUGAUGCCCAACCUGACCUCUGUGUUGUUUGACAAAAACGAAUGGGAGACGCCACAUAGUUUCAAUCCAGGACAUUUUCUUGAUGAAGAAGGAAACUUUGUGAAGAGAGAUGCAUUUUUACCUUUCUCGGCAGGAAGGCGUGCCUGUCUUGGUGAAAGCCUGGCCAGAAUGGAGCUGUUCCUGUUUUUUGUUAGUUUGCUACAGAAGUUUUCUUUUUCCACCCUGGCUGGAGAUCAGCUGCGUACAGACGGAAUCAUCGGAGCAACACGUGCACCUCAUCCCUACAAGAUCUUUGCUGAGACACGCUGAAACACUAAACAAUCCAGACAGACUUUACACACAAUCACGUCUAUCACGGUGCCACUGUAACUACUUCUCAGUCCAUUCUAACUAACCCUACAAGGUCCAUCAAACCAGUUGCCUCUUUCCACGUCAUAACACUGUUGGUUUGGUAG
Thalassophryne amazonica is the source of this 1664-nucleotide messenger RNA. RefSeq names its product cytochrome P450 2J2-like. Gene Ontology annotation, cellular component: intracellular membrane-bounded organelle; cytoplasm. Bases 25 to 1518 code for a protein of 497 amino acids. Lineage: Eukaryota; Metazoa; Chordata; Actinopteri; Batrachoidiformes; Batrachoididae. Gene Ontology annotation, biological process: xenobiotic metabolic process. The record is from RefSeq and is a predicted model, not a curated record. The transcript has 9 exons. Gene Ontology annotation, molecular function: heme binding; oxidoreductase activity, acting on paired donors, with incorporation or reduction of molecular oxygen, reduced flavin or flavoprotein as one donor, and incorporation of one atom of oxygen; iron ion binding.